Molecule: messenger RNA, 1260 nt
Organism: Gaeumannomyces tritici R3-111a-1
Lineage: Eukaryota; Fungi; Ascomycota; Sordariomycetes; Magnaporthales; Magnaporthaceae
Exons: 1
Coding region: 250-1074 (274 amino acids)
Molecular function (GO): oxidoreductase activity, acting on the CH-OH group of donors, NAD or NADP as acceptor
Source: RefSeq, a predicted model, not a curated record
CGGGCUCAAUUUCCCACGCCCCCCAGAUCGCAAACCCCACAUGACAUCCAUCUCGGCCUGCGAUUCACCGCGGGCGACGGGCGAUAGACGAGGAGCCAGCUACGUUUAACGGGGUGUGUUGUGUUGGAGCUCGGUUGCUCGUUGCCCUCGAAACCACCCUAAAAUCUUCUCAUCUCUUUUCCUUUUCCAAAGCCAACAAAAGAAAGAAAAAAAAAAGGCAAAAACACCCAGCAACGCCUCGCCGCAGCCAUGCCCUGCACCAACAUCCUCGCCGGCAAGACGGCCAUCAUCACGGGCGGCACGACGGGCAUCGGGCGCGCCAUCGCCCUCGGCUUCCUCCGCCAGGGCUGCCACGUCGCCGUCAACCACCUGGGGCUGGAGAAGGACCGCGUGCACCUCGAGUCGCUCGUGGCCGAGGCCGCCGCCCUCCAGUCCGCCGCGUCCUCAUCGUCGUCCGUCGGCCGCCUCACCCACCUGGCCGGCGACGUGCGCGACCCGGCAACGGGCACGGCGCUGGUCCAGCACGCCCUGGCAGCCUUCAACACGGGCCGGCUCGACGUGUGCGUCUCCAACGCGGGCGUGUGCGCCUUCGCGCCCUUUCUGGACCUGGGCGCCGACCUGUUCGCCGACACGGUGCGUACCAACCUCGACGGCGCCUUCUACGUCGUGCAGGCCGCGGCGCGCCAGAUGGCCCGGGGCCAGUCGCCGCCGGGGGGCUCCAUAAUCGGCGUCAGCAGCAUCAGCGCGCUCGUCGGGGGAGGCCUGCAGACGCACUACACGCCCACGAAGGCGGGCGUGCUCUCGCUGAUGCAGAGCACCGCGGUGGCGCUGGGCGGGCACGGCAUACGGUGCAACGCGCUGCUGCCGGGCACCAUCAAGACGCAGCUCAACGAGGCGGACCUGGCCGACGACGCCAAGCGCAGGUACAUGGAGGGCCGCAUCCCGCUCGGCCGCACGGGCGAGCCCGCCGACAUGGCCGGCCCGGCCGUCUUCCUCGCGUCCGACGAGCUGAGUGGCUACGUCACGGGCGCGCAGCUGCUGGUCGACGGCGGCCUGUUUGUCAACCUGCAGUGAGGGGGUGUUGUUGGUGACUGGGACGGAUCAUGUAGAUUAUAUGCAAGUGUGAAAAAUAUGGUUCGUGGGCACGGGUGUCUUUGCUUUCUGCGUCUCUUUUUCACUUGGCUCUGUAAUAUCUCCAUGGAAUUUAAUCGUGACGGCUCGCAAAAAAAUCAAGACAUUCAUGGGGUUGCCCCCCCCCCC